Messenger RNA from Aspergillus bombycis, 4068 nucleotides. RefSeq lists its product as uncharacterized. Gene Ontology annotation, molecular function: metalloendopeptidase activity; DNA-directed DNA polymerase activity; damaged DNA binding. The transcript has 4 exons. The coding region runs from base 1 to 4068 and encodes 1355 amino acids. The record is from RefSeq and is a predicted model, not a curated record. NCBI's taxonomy places the organism in Eukaryota, Fungi, Ascomycota, Eurotiomycetes, Eurotiales, Aspergillaceae. Gene Ontology annotation, biological process: translesion synthesis; proteolysis.
AUGGCUGUGGUACCGCCCCGUGAUGAUCACCGAAUUAUAAUCCACUUUGACUAUGACUGUUUCUAUGCUUCGGUUUUUGAGGUUGAGCAACCGGCGUUGAAGACUCUUCCUUUAGCCGUCCAGCAGAAACAGAUUGUAGUGACCUGCAACUAUGAGGCUCGCAGAAGGGGAUUACGCAAGCUGCAAUUGAUCAAGGAGGCCAGGCAGAUUUGUCCCGAGCUGGUCGUCGUCCUCGGUGAAGAUCUAACUAAAUUCCGUGAUGCGUCGAAGAGUCUCUACCUUUUCCUCCGUGCUUUCUGUUGGAGCGGGAAAGUGGAAAAAUUGGGAUUUGAUGAGCUGUUUCUGGAUGUCACAGACAUGAUUACAUACAAUGUGGAUCUUUUGAAUCGAAACGAUCUAGAACACUCGUUCUUUCAUCUCAGCCGUCAGGAUCCCACCCUCGGGUUCGCAUUUGAUGCCACUGGGUUCCAUGGUCCGACUUACCCUGCGGCUCCCAACGUAGCACCGGAUUCUGCCUGGCCAUCUGUUCCGGCGGGAAAUGAUCCUCCUUCGCUACAUAUUAAACUUCUAGUUGCUUCCCAUCUGGCAGCCUACCUACGUGGACAACUGGAAGAACAUAAGGGCUACACUGCCACAGUAGGCAUUUCGACCUCGAAAAUCCUCGCCAAAUUAGUGGGUAAUACUUAUAAGCCCAACAACCAAACAACCCUUCUUCCGCCUUAUACUGCGGCGGAGCAAGGCGCUCAGAGCAAUGUGCUCAACUUUCUUGACGCUCAUGACCUAAGAAAAAUUCCUGGGAUUGGCUCUAAACUUUCUCAAAGAUUAUCUUCCUACCUCAAAAGCCCGGCCCAGUCAGGUUUAACUCAGGGCGUUUCUGAUACGGCGAAGGAUGAUACAGCCACUGUCCGAGACGUUCGUUUGUGUCCUAGGAUGGGCCCGAUGCUUCUAGAUAAAAUUCUAGGCGGUCCAGGGUCCCCCAGAGGUAUUGGUCCGAAGGUAUGGGGCCUAUUACAUGGUGUAGACAAUUCAGAGGUUCUCCAAGCUCGGGACCUACCGACCCAAAUUAGCAUCGAAGACUCGUAUGGGUGUUUGAGCACCUUCGCAGAAGUUAGAAGAGAGCUGGUCUCCCUAACAGCUAGUUUAAUACGUCGCAUGCGAGUGGACCUCACGGAGGAAGAACCUGCUGCAGCGGACUCGCGAUCGAACGGUUCGCUUUCUCGAACAACACUCAAUAUGCGAUGGAUUGCUCGUCCAAGGACUCUCCGUUUGUCAACAAGGCCUCGGCCACCCCCUACAUCCAGCGAGGCACAAGCGCACGGCUUCAACCGUAUUUCACGCUCGGCGCCGCUGCCCCAGUAUGUAUUUUCCCUUGAUGCGAGUAUUGACGCGCUGGCGGAACAACUGGUGCACGAACUUGUGACCUCCAUGUUCCGGAAACUUCAUCCUGAAAAGGCUGGUUGGAACAUCCGUCUCUUGAAUGUCGCCGUGACCAACAUGGUAGAUGCAGCUGGGGAGCGUAAGCAGAGUAGUGGACGAGACAUCGAGAAGAUGUUCCAGAGGCAGGACAUGGGACGCAGGCCAGUCCUCCCCGUUCCAGUGACGGCAUGGCCAUCACCGGACACUGGUACGCAAUACGCCAGGGAUCCCAGCCUGUCAUCCAGCGAGAUCUCCAGCCGUCCUCAAAAAGUCGUGGGCUUGGAUAGACAUGCGUAUAAUACCGGAGGUGAUGCCUGGGAGGAAAGUGAUGAGGACGAGGACAUGCCGUGUGUAGCCUCUCGGUCGCAGGAACCAAAUGCUAUUCAGCGCGUAUCGACUCUAGAUCAUCCUAGAAUUCAUACCUCCUCACAUCAAGUCGAUCACCUUUCUCAUUUCGAUGUCACUUUCAACCUGCGUGACAAGAAUCAACGCAUAAAAUUAGAAUUAGAACCGAACCAUGAUAUCCUAGCCGAAGACGCAUAUGUGCAGUACUUAGACCGCCAUGGAAACAUUCAACGUGAAGAGCCGAUCGAGCGACACGAACACAAGGUCUUCAAAGGCCGUGCGUUGGUUGGGAGGGGAAAAGGCAUGUGGGAUCCUGUAGGAUGGGCCCGGAUUUACUUGAAGAAUGACGGGUCGCAACCCCUAUUUGAAGGAGUCUUCAGCGUCCACGACGAUAAACAUCAUGUCGAGUUGAAAUCAACGUACCUGCAAAACAAACGUCAGCAAGACGUGGACAUCCCAGACCGGAAAGGUGAAUACAUGGUCUUCUACCGAGACUCCGAUAUGAUCCGGGAACUGCAUACCGACUUGAAGCGCUCAUUCCCCGUUUCCUCGUCGUGCCAAGCCGACAAACUUAGCUUCAAUGCCGACCCAAGCCACCCGAUUCUCCAAGCCGAGGAGGACAUGAGCCAAUGGGGUGCUAUGUCUCUAAAUUCGCUGUUCGGACUCACCAAGCGGCAAUCUGACACUGGGGGUGUCUCGGGUAACAGUGGUGGUGUGAGCUUGAAGUCGACCAUUGGUGAUACGUCUGGUUGCCCCGACACCAAGAAAGUCGCGUUAAUCGGUAUCGCUACGGACUGUGGCUUCACCGGCUCAUUUGAUGACAAAGAAGCCGCCCAAAAAUGGAUCAUAAAUACUGUCAACAGCGCAUCGAACGUCUACGAGAAAUCCUUCAAUAUCUCCAUCGGCCUACGCAAUCUAACCAUCACCGAAAAGGAUUGUCCAGAAACUCCUCCCGCUUCAGCAGAGUGGAACAUGCCGUGUUCCGAGGGGAAUAUCUCAUCUCGACUGGAUAAAUUUUCCAAGUGGCGUGGGCAGCAAAAAGAUACCAAUGCUUAUUGGACCCUGAUGAGCAACUGCCCCACAGGUAGCGAGGUUGGAUUGGCAUGGCUUGGGCAGUUGUGUAAUGCAGACGUUGUAUCAGAUGCUGCGAACGCAGUCAGUGGCACCAACGUCGUCGUCCGCUCCUCAGGUGGUGGAUGGCAGAUCUUUGCCCAUGAAUCGGGCCACACGUUCGGAGCGGUUCACGAUUGUGAUACUCAGACAUGUGGGCAAAAUCUUGAGGCAUCGUCGCAAUGCUGUCCUUUAACUGCAUCCUCCUGUGAUGCAAAGGGGCAGUAUAUUAUGAACCCCACUACGGGCACAGAUAUCACAGAGUUUUCCAAGUGUACAAUCGGGAACAUUUGCUCGGCCCUGGGCCGCAACAGUGUCAAGUCCAGUUGCCUUUCCGACAACAGGGGGGUCACCACCUAUACUGGUCAUCAAUGUGGUAAUGGCAUUGUUGAGUCGGGCGAAGACUGCGACUGUGGCGGGGAAGAAUCCUGCGGAGACAACAGUUGCUGUGAUGCCAAAACGUGUAAGUUCAAGAGCGGCGCGGUUUGUGACGAUGCCAAUGAUAGCUGCUGUUCGAAAUGCCAAUUCUCUUCUGCUGGAACUGUCUGUCGAGCCAGCCGUGGAGAAUGCGAUGAGGAAGAAACGUGCAGCGGCACUUCGAGUACUUGCCCUUCUGACUCCUUCAAGAAAGAUGGAACGAAAUGUGGUGAUUCCUCAGCCGGCCUGACUUGCGCCAGCGGACAGUGUACCAGUCGAGACUACCAGUGUCGGUCCGUCAUGGGUAGCUUGCUGCAUAGCAACGAAACGUAUGCUUGCUCUGCAUAUGGCUCGUCUUGUGAAGUGGUCUGCUCCUCGAACACAUUUGGCCAGUGCUACGGCGUCAACCAGAACUUCUUAGAUGGUACCCCUUGUAGUGGCGGUGGCCAUUGCAAGAACGGAAAAUGCGAUGGUUCUAGCGUCAAGGGCUGGAUUGAUGACCACAAGAACCUAGUCAUCGGUGUUGCGUGUGGUGUAGGGGGGCUAAUUGUUCUGUCAAUUCUGUGGUGCUUGAUCAACCGCUGUCGCCGGGCACGACCGAGUCCAAAGCCCAUGCCACCCCCUGCCGGUCCAUAUGGACCUUGGACUCGCCCUAUGCAGCAACCGAUCCCCAUGAAUCAGUGGCCGAGUGGGCCGCCGCGCGGAUAUCAGGGGCUUGCAGACCCUCCACCGCCAUAUCCUCCCCCAGCGUAUGGUAACCAAGCACCUCGAUAUGCUUAA